This is a messenger RNA of Solea senegalensis (Senegalese sole), 1802 nucleotides long. It is a transcript of the gene nudcd3, whose product is annotated as NudC domain containing 3. Gene Ontology annotation, biological process: protein folding. The transcript has 6 exons. NCBI's taxonomy places the organism in Eukaryota, Metazoa, Chordata, Actinopteri, Pleuronectiformes, Soleidae. The record is from RefSeq and is a predicted model, not a curated record. Bases 157 to 1275 code for a protein of 372 amino acids. Gene Ontology annotation, cellular component: cytoplasm.
AGGACCGGAAGUGUUUGUAUUGUUCUGGAAGGGGAAACAGGCAUACAGAAACAGCACAGCAACUUCCACCUGUUUAUUUUCAUUUAUAUCCCCCACCCUUUGACUUUUCUGCAUAAAUUAUCCGUAUAAGUGCUUAAGCUGUAGUUUUAAGACGUAAUGGCCGCAAUGGCGUCGCCGCUGGAGAUGACGGAGAUGUACGACAACGCUCUAUUGGGAAUCCUGCAGCACGUUGGAAACAUCCAGGACUUUCUUCAGAUCUACUUUGGGUUUUUGUAUCGCAAAACGGACUUUUAUCGCCUCCUGUCGAGUCCCAACGACAAGAUGGGCUUCCCUCCUGGUGUAGCAGAGAAAAUGGUGCACAAGACAUUUAAGUUGUUUGAGAAGCUGGCAGAGCAAGACAGAGAGAGACAGCUGGUCCAGAUGCAGAAGAGAGCGGAGAAUAAAAGUGUUCCUGCAGCAGUUCAGGAGCUGGAGGUCACCACUGAGCAUCACAAGGAGACAGAGGAGCUGAGCACAGAAGGAGCAGAGAUGGAGAACAACAACUCCCCACUAGAUGCUGUGGAUGUCUCAAUCCCUGCAGCCUCAGAAGCGACUGUCGGCCCUCAGCCUGAUGCUGACAGUGGUGGCAGCUGUGAAGUUCCAGGGCCGUCAGCUCAGGAAGACCAGGCAGCUGCAGCCAGCACUGACGCAGCAGAGGAGCAUCAGGAGAAAUUUCAGUCUGAAUCUGACAGUUACAACGGGGCAGUGAGAGAAAACUACAGCUGGUCUCAGGAUUACACUGAUGUGGAGAUUCGGGUGAUUGUGCCCAAGACAGUCGUUAAAGGCCGACAGGUCAGCGUAAGUCUGCAGACCAGCAGCAUACGAGUGAGUGUGAGGGACGGAACCACAGAUGAAACAUUGAUGGAGGGAGAAUUCACACACAAGAUCAAUACAGAAAAUUCUCUUUGGAGCCUGGAACCUGGACAGUGUGUGGUUCUGUCACUCAGCAAGGCCUCGGAGGUUUGGUGGAGUGCGGUGCUUAAAGGGGAGAAGGAGAUUGACAUCAACCAGAUCAACCGCGAGCGCACCAUGGCAACAGUCGAUGAGGAGGAGCAUGCUGUGUUGGACAGACUCACUUUUGACUAUCAUCAGAAGCUACAGGGCAAACCACAGAGUCAUGAAAUGAAAGUGCAUGACAUGCUGAAGAAGGGCUGGGAUGCCGAAGGUUCACCUUUCAGAGGGCAGCAGUUCGACCCGUCCAUGUUUGACAUACCACCCAGUGCAGUGCAGUUUUGAGGCACAGCCACUGCUCAAGCAACACAAACUCAAUCUGAUUUGUAUUUAUGAAGCGGUGGAAAUAAAGACUGCUCACUCUGACCAGGAUUUCAAACCUGAUGAAUAUGUAUGUUGCUGACUCUACAGUGCAUACAGUAUACGUCUGUCUGCCCUGCCUGUGUGAAUCUCUUCUUAUAUUUCACUUAUAUUCUUAUACCAGUGCCAAAAACAUCAGAGCAUGUCGUCAUUUUCAAAAGAAGAAGCUUGAAAGACAAAAGUAAAUUAUUCUUAGGGGCUGUCCACGUGAAAAUGCGUUUAGGUUAAGUGUUUUUUUUUUUUUGUGAGCACUGAAAUAGUAUUUUGUUUUCAAAACGGGUCACAAAGUGGGAAAAUCUCAAAAAGCCUCCAUUGCGUUUUUGUGUAGGCAACCGAUACUUUGUCAUAGUCCCAACUCUCUCUCGCGCUUGCAAUUAUUGUCGUUGUUGGCUUCAUGAUAACUUUUCUUUCCUUAGUCGUCCUGGCUGUCUUCAUUCUGCCUCUGUUUCUGU